AUUUUCAUCCUAUCACCUUCUCUUUUUUCUUUCUCAACUCAAUCAUUUCCAAUGGAUAUUGAUUCCAAAAUCCAAGAAAAAAAUAGUGUCUUCAACAUGUUGUGGAACCAAUUCAAGUGGUUUCCAAUAAAGUUGAUAAACAAAAUUAGCAACAUUGCUAAUAACACAAUAAAUAUUGGAAAAAAUGAUCCAAGAAAAAUUUGGCAUGCAGCCAAAGUGGGAUUAUCUCUCACUUUGGUUAUAUUGUUUUACUAUUCAUGGCCACUUUAUCAUAGUUUUGAACAAUCAGCCAUCAUGGCUGUCCUCACAGUAAUGGUUGCAUUUGAGUAUACUGCUGGUGCAACUAUAUCAAAGUGCUUAAACAUUGCAUUUGCUACAGCAUUAGGUGUCUCAUUAGGGAUUGGAGCUAAAUAUUUAGCCAAGUUUUGUGGAAAAGAAGGGGAGCCUAUAAUUCUUGGGUGUUUGGUCUUCAUUCUAGGUGCUCUAGGUACAUUUACAAGAUUUUAUCCACAUAUGCAAAGGAGGUAUGACUAUGGAUGCAUGUUCUCUGUGGCAACAUUUAGUUUGGUCACAGUGUCUGGUGAUAGGUACUUGGAGUUGGUUAAGCAAAGGAUAUCAACUAUUAUGGUUAGUGUUGCCACAGUCAUGGUUAUCUCAUUGGUCAUUCGACCAGUAUGGGCUGGAAAAGAUCUUCAUAAUCUUAUUAUUGCAAAUCUUGAAAAGCUAGCAAGCUUCUUAGAUGGUUUUGAAAGUGAGUAUUUUCAAGCAAUUGGUGAGGGCUCCAAAGACAAGGAAAAGGGAUUUCUUGAAGCCUUAAAAAAUGUUCUUGGUUCUAAGGCCACUGAGGAAUCUUUGGCAAACUUUGCAUGGUGGGAGCCAGCAAAUGGACCAUUUAGGUUUAAUAAUCCAGGGAAAGAGUACUUAAAGAUUGGUAACCUUGGUAGAGAUUGUGCUUGCCAUCUUCAUGCUCUUAGUGGUCACUUAAAAUCCAAAUCUAAGGCACCAACUGAGUUUCAUAAAAGAAUAGAAAAAGCCUGCAAGAGAAUUAUUACGAAAUCUAGCAAUGCAUUAAAGUGUCUUGCUUUGUCCAUCAAAACUAGGACCCAACUCCCUUCCUCCACGGGUGAACCCGGCCCGUAUAACACGAAAUUCGCCAUCGAUGAGCUCAUAGCGGCGCUCUUAAUUACCACAAGAACCAUCUCAGAAGAAGACACAAUUGAUGUCAUCACGGCUAUGUCGGUGGCGUCGAUACUCAUCGACGUCACUAGAUGCGUCGACGAAAUCUCCAAGGCGGUAGGAGAGCUUUCGAUCAAAACACGUUUCCAAAAGGAGGAUAAAAAGAAGGAUAAUUCUACGUCAAUCAAGGCGUUAGAGAAAUUACCGGCGCCUCGAUUACAGCUCCUACACCAUGAAAUUGUGAAUGAUGCGGUGAAGGAGGAGGAAAAUCCUAUAGGUGCAAUAAAAGGAGAACAUGUUGUUUGUGAGAUACAUGUAAUAUAA
This is a messenger RNA of Solanum verrucosum, 1500 nucleotides long. Its product is annotated as aluminum-activated malate transporter 8-like. Gene Ontology annotation, biological process: malate transport. NCBI's taxonomy places the organism in Eukaryota, Viridiplantae, Streptophyta, Magnoliopsida, Solanales, Solanaceae. Gene Ontology annotation, cellular component: plant-type vacuole membrane. The transcript has 6 exons. The coding region runs from base 52 to 1500 and encodes 482 amino acids. The record is from RefSeq and is a predicted model, not a curated record.